Colletotrichum spaethianum is the source of this 2481-nucleotide messenger RNA. RefSeq names its product fusarisetin A cluster transcription factor fsa6. The transcript is spliced from 4 exons. Lineage: Eukaryota; Fungi; Ascomycota; Sordariomycetes; Glomerellales; Glomerellaceae. Gene Ontology annotation, biological process: DNA-templated transcription. The record is from RefSeq and is a predicted model, not a curated record. Gene Ontology annotation, cellular component: nucleus. Bases 1 to 2481 code for a protein of 826 amino acids. Gene Ontology annotation, molecular function: zinc ion binding; DNA binding.
AUGACUCCCACACCACCGUCCACGACGCCCUCCUCAGGGUCGGGUCGCUCUCCUGAGGAGCAGUUCCGAGUCGUGAGGAAGAGAAACAGAGUUCCUCUCAGCUGUUACCCAUGUCGGACUAGGAAUAACUGCGUGAAGCGUGAGGGCGGUGACACAUCCUCAUGUUCUUACGCGACUCCUUCCGCUCGUAAAAAGAAUCAAAGUCAAGGCGCUUCGAGCCCUGAUGAUAUGCAGAAUCGUAUUGACCGCUUAGAAGGCCUAGUUUUGUCUUUGAUGCACGGGGGUGCCACUAUUGAUCCCUCUACCGCAGCAGCAGCCGCCGCAGCAACAGGCUCGUCGACCGGGAAAUCGAACACCGACAGCACACCUCCGUCGGCAAAGGUAGACCUCGACGACGAAGCACAGAUGCAUGACGACGAGGACGACGACAGCGAUCCUGAUGGCGAGUUGGCGACUUCUUUGGGUGUUUUGAAAGUCGACACUGAAAAGGGCAAGUCCAUGUAUAUCGGCCAGGAGCAUUGGCACACGAUCUUGAAGGAUAUAUCAGAGGUCAAGACUUACUUCAAUAACCACAAGAAAGAUCUGGAGAGGAGCUACGAAAAGGUCAUGAUGUCAAAACCGCCCAGCGCUAGAGAGGGGCCCACGUUUCUCCUGGGAGCAACGCCCGCUAGCGAAGUCGAGCUGCGAGCAGAGCUACCGCCCAAGUCGGCCAUUCUGGCCCUUUGCUCACGAUACUUCAACUCGAUGGACAAUGCGGUGAACAUCAUCCACGCGCCGACAUUCCAGCAACAACUUCGCGCACAUUGGCAAGACCCUUCAAAAACGCCAAUCAUGUGGCUGGGCCUUCUGUACUCGAUCUUGUGCCUCGCUAUGCUGAGCUAUCACAAGGUUGGGGAUGAGCCGCCUGAGUGGAAAGGAAGAGCAUUGGAUUUGGCAGCAGAGUACCGGCUGCGGACCGUCCAAUGCUUGGUUGCCGCCGAUUACACGAAGCCAGUCGAGUACACAGUAGAGACUAUGCUUCUCUACGUCUUUGGGGAAUACUCGUCAAGGUGGGAUGCCGAUCUGGGCAUCUGGUUGAUCGUCUCGCUACUCAUCAGAGUUGGGUUCCGGAUGGGUUACCACCGCGAUGCAAAGUGGUUCCCCACUAUUACCCCUUUCCAAGCUGAAAUGAGGAGGCGAACGUGGGCAUUGGUGAGGAUGGCCGAUGUGUUCUUUUCACAUCAGGUCGGUCUCCCAUCGAUGAUAUACGGCCACGAUUGCGAUACUCAGUUGCCGAAUAACAUCUUCGAUGAGGAGUUCGGACCGGACACCAAGGUUCUGCCCCCUUCGCGGCCGAAGACGGAGCCAACUCCGAUAGCGUACAUGAUUGCGAAAUCAAGGCUGUCCACCGAGAUGGGCGACAUUUUACAGGCAACCAACCGGGUGGGCAGACAACUACCGUACGACGAAAUUCUGCGGUUUGACGCCCGCCUUCGGGAAAUCAACGAUGAAAUCCCGCCGCAUCUCAAAGUGGCUUCCAUGGAGGGCUCACACGAUCCCGUCACCUUGAUCGUUGCGAGGUUCAAUAUCAACGUCCUUUAUAACAAGAUCGUCUGCCUGUUGCACAAGAAGUACAUUCCGCGGGCCAGACGCAACCCGCGGUAUGCCUAUUCACGUAGGACCGCGGUCGAGGCUGCAUUGGAGACCUUGCGGCAUUUGAUCACCCUUGAUCGGGAAUCACAGCCAAAUGGCAGACUCCGGUCUCUCAGGUGGUUUGUCAAUUCAAUAGCGACCAAGGACUUCCUCCUCUCAGCCUCGCUGGUCGCUCUUGACCUCCACUUUGAUCGAGUCGCCGAGACGAGCAGUGAUCGCAGAGCGUCGGAGACAGUAAUGUUCUGGACGCUGGAGCAAAGGAUGGAGAUGAUUAGGAGCCUCGAGCUUACCAAAGACAUAUGGGAAGGUCUCGCCGACGGGUCGAUCGAGGCCUACAAGGCGUCAAAGGUCCUCGAGAUCAUGUUGCAGAAGAUCAAGAGUCCGACCGCUGAGGAGGAGGCCUUGAAGGGUGACUUGUACCCGCCCUUCGACAGCAGCCCCGAGAUGGAGUCGGAGCACAACGCUGCUAUGACGUUGGGCAUGCUGUCCGGUGGAAUGACGCCCAAUACGGCAGCUGCCAUCGAGAACAGCUUGCAAGCGUCGACCAACUUUGGCGGCAUGGAUUUCGGGGUGUCACUACCUAUGGCGGGGACGGGCAUGACGCCCAACUUCCAAGGCGACCUUGGUAUGAACAAUGCGGGGUCACCAUUCUCAAUGUUUACGAACCUUGAGGCUGGCGCCGAUUUCCCUGCCAAUUUCGACUGGAACGCCUUCGAGACGUACACUCAAAACGCGAACUGGGCCCCCGACACUGGGUUCCAGCAGGUCUAUCCGGGUCAGUCCUCGCCGGAAACAGACGCCUCCGGGAACCCCUUUGGCAGAGUCAACGGCAACAACAUGGCCGGCUAG